Dermacentor silvarum is the source of this 2239-nucleotide messenger RNA. RefSeq lists its product as uncharacterized. The transcript has 3 exons. The record is from RefSeq and is a predicted model, not a curated record. Lineage: Eukaryota; Metazoa; Arthropoda; Arachnida; Ixodida; Ixodidae. Gene Ontology annotation, biological process: sensory perception of chemical stimulus. The coding region runs from base 377 to 1510 and encodes 377 amino acids.
AUGCCACUUUCUCGAACACAGACAGCCAGUCUCUGCAACAGCUGUUGCUUGAAAUAGACGGAUAUGUCGCGCUUCACGCUUUUAGCGGCUCGGGCUAGUACACCACGAACGCCUUGAAAUGCUGACUUCCGCACUAUCAGGAAGCCUACGCCAAUGCAUAAGUGAAUGACGCCAGUGACGUGUGUCUGUGUGCUUUCUUUGUGAGUGUACCUUUGCGCUACAAUGUGUCCUUAAGCAAGCACCAACUAGCCCAACAACAAGUCUUCCUGCAUACCAUUCAGUAUGAAAGCGGAAUCAAAAGAGGAGACCGAAUCUGAAGGUUAUCACGUAUACAUAUAGUCACAGAGAGCUUUCUAGAGCGACAUUUCAUUGUUAUAUGUUUCUUCUUCAUAGGACAGUUGCGGCAUUUCGAGCAAGACUCGCGUACUCCUGGAGACACCGCCUACGUAACAUCGAGAGUGGCGGGGCAGCGCUAGGGAUCAGCAAACCGAAGACUGACUUCGUCGUUGCAGUCGAGCGGCCAGCAGCUGCUGAGUCGAACAACGCCAUGUGUUCCUUGAUGGUGACGAGAAUGUUCUGGUGCAGUAGGCUAUCUCGCUUUUUCGGAUGCCUUUUCAUCAGCAACCUAAACGGAAAGACGUUGAAGAAAGCUACUGCCACGUGGAAGAGCCCGUACACCCUCUACGCAGCUCUUUGGUUUUCGAUAUUUGUGGGAUACCAGACCAUCGCAUUGGUAUCCACGUCGAAUUCCGUUGAUAUACACAAAACAUUUCCCCGAUACUUGAGGUUUGUUUCUUACGCUGUCAGUGUGGCGAAGGUGUGCGUCAAUUACGUGUGCUUUUGCCUGGGUUCGGAAGGCCUGCUCGAGUUCUUACGGAACGCGACGGUGUUCGAGAAGUCAACCUCGUUUUCACCCAAAGUCAAAACGAAGCUCAACCUCGGUCGACGCCUGUUUAACGCGACGGUCAGGACUGUCCUCGUUGCAUCUUUCAUCGGUGCAUUUUGCAUCGCUGUCACGGAAGGCAUGAGAAAGCUCCCUUCGGCGCCCUUGCAUUGGCGGCUGGGGAUUGGAGCGGUGGUUCUUGGCAGCGAAUUAGCGUUCUUCUUGUACGACUCUCUGGUGCACGUCAUCACGACGCGUUGCUCGGAAGUAAUGCAACGGUACCUCGAAUCCGAGUUGGCGAGGCUCGAAGCCAACUGCACGACGGACACUCACUACGCACAGUUGAGCUCAGUGUCGAAGAUUGCCAUGGUUCGCGUGAACGUAUGUAAAAUAAAGGCUCUCAAAAUAAGCCUCGACAAGAUUUGCGGCCCAGCGAUUGUGGCUUCCUCCACCAGUCUGCUAGCGUUGCUCUGUCUGAACGUGUACAGAUCGUUCACUCUGGAUGUGCAUGAAUUGGAGCUUUGGUUGCCGAUCGUGUAUACGGUCUACUGUUGCUUCUGCUUAGUCGACAUGGCGUUUGUGAGCGACGACCUUGCAAAACAAGUAAGAGACGCUUGUCAGUAUUAGAGCACUCGUUGAAGUAAAGCACAUUGCAAUUAUUUUAUGUAAUAAAGGUAAUCGUGCGGAGUUAUGCCGGUAUACUAACGCUUUGAGUAUAGCGGUAACUCUUUGCCGAAAGUUUGCUAUUUAGAUAAUGUCUUUGAAGACAUAAAAAAGUGUUACCGACCGCGCAACGUAAACUAAUACUGCGGAGUUUAUUCAUCGUGUCAGUUCGUUGCAGUGAAUUGCAUAUGCUGUGAUGAUAGAUGAAAUGUGAAUAUCGUAACAACAACAACAGCAGCCGCAGCAGCAACAACUGAGGAAUUCUGCUUGCUUAGAGUUGCAAGGUAAAAGUGGCGGCAAAGAAUAAAGAAAAUUGCGACUUCAAAAUGCGCAUUCUUGUUACCGUUCACCACCUUUGGCGAAAUGAAUAAAACGUGCACAAAUUAUGUUUUUCAGGCAAGGAAGAUAAAGGACACCGCCAAGACAGUGACAAUGCUGUACUCACCGAAAGAAUAUCUUCAACAGGUGCGAUAUCUUCACAGCACCAUCGAACCAGAGGAAAUGUGUUUCACCGGUUCAAACUUCUUCCGCCUUGACAGGGGACUUCUUCUUACGGUGACGGGCUCCGUAAUAACCUUCGCUGUGAUAUUAAUGCAGACGGGUGGUGAUUUGAAACGUCGAAUGGGACUGAACUGAAGCAAAGUGCCGGCAAGACCAAGUGAACACCUCCACACGUUCACGCAAACACUAUGA